CCGUGGCCAUGACAAAACUUUCGUUCUUUCGUGGCUGUGUGUGAAGAAUGUGUUUAAUGGAAACUUUGGAAUAAUCUCUACAAGAAAUUGUAAACAACAUAGUGGUUUUAUUGACGAAUAUACAAAAGUAACUAUAACAAUCGUAAAUAGUGUUAUAAACAAAGAUAUCACAGCAUUUGUGGCAUUAAAAAAAUGUUAUUGUGCGCUAAGAAUCAUAAUGGCGGCCCGUCGCGUCCCCCGCGCCUCCAUUUCGAUGACAGUCAAAUUAUGACAAUGCCGAUGCAUAAAGUUUAGGAAAUGUUGUGUUUUUGUACAUAUUAUAGUGAAAGUUGUUAGUAUUUUAUACUGUGAGGACUAACAAUGAAUCCCGAGCACCAUAGUAUCAAUACGGGUGGUGGCCAGCCUCCUGGAACUUCUGAGUCUCAAAGCCAACGGAUCCAAAAUGCCCAACAACAGCAGAGUAACAUGCCCGCCACUACUUCAGCAACGGACUUGCGAGUAAAUUCCGUGAAUUCAGCAGCCGUCAACGUUGCUUUGUCUAGUGUCGCAAAAUAUUGGGUGUUUACAAAUCUUUUUCCGAGCCCCAUACCUCAAGUUUCCGUAUAUGGACUGCCUACAGGCACAAGAAUUGAAAAUGGAAAACCUGUUCAGGAUUUGGGCCAAACCCACGCUAGCAUACUCAAUGGGGAUCCAAAUAUCAUACUCGGUCAUCACACUGGACAACCACAAGUCACAGUGUCGGCUGCUGGUGCACAACAGAUACCAGUGUCUCAAAUCAUUGCAGCACAAUCCGGUCAAACUCAUGAAGCUCUGGUGGCUCACAGUCAGCAAGAAUUGGCUGCCCAGCAAGCUUCCAGUGCAGCUCAGGUGGCUACUACUCACCAGCAGGUACCCAAUAACCGGGUCGAAUUUGUACAACACCAUAAUGUUGAUAUGGUAAAUCACAUGGGGCAUCAUUCACAACAACAUUUGAUGCAGCAGCAGCUGAUGGCUGGGUCGCGGCAGGAGCAUACAAAUCAACAGAUCCAACUGACUGUCAGUGAAGAUGGCAUCGUCACAGUGGUGGAGCCCGGGGGCGGGAAGCUAGUGGACAAAGAGGAGCUCCACGAAGCUAUCAAGAUACCCACAGACCACCAGACACUUACUGUUCACCAAUUACAGCAAAUUGUUGGACAGCAGGUGUGUAAACAAGAGUGGCAAACGUCUGAGGUAAUAGACAGUGUGGUCCGCAUUGAGCAGGCGACGGGCGAGCCCGCCAACAUCCUGGUGACUCACAACGCGGACGGCACCACCUCCAUCGAGGCCAGCGCCGCGGACCCGCUCAUCGUCAAGGACGAGAAGAGCUCAAAGAUAGAGACUGCGCAGUUUGCUAUACCUGCCGAAAUCAAGGACAUCAAGGGAAUCGAUUUGAAGAGUGUUGGUGCGAUGGGAAUGGAAGGAGCUGUGGUGAAGAUAUCUGCUGGAGCGUCAGACCACGACCUCCAUGCUAUGUAUAAAGUGAAUGUGGAAGAUCUGUCGCAACUGCUGGCGUACCACGAGGUCUUCGGGAAGCUAAACACGGAGGGGCAGCAACAAUCUAAAGUGAUCAGCGAGGUGGAGGUGGAGGCGGGCACGAGCGCGGCGCUGGAGGAGUCGUCGCCCGGACAGCACGCCUGCGACAUCUGCGGGAAGAGCUUCCCCUUCAGAUACCAGCUCAUCGUUCAUAGACGAUACCAUGGUGAAAGCAAGCCAUUUACGUGUCAAGUAUGCGGCUCUGCGUUUGCCAACCCUGUCGAACUGUCAAGGCAUGGGAAAACUCACCUUGCUGGAGACCCCGCGGAACGCAAUGCCAAGCGACUAACUCAAGACAAGCCCUACGCCUGCACAACUUGCCAUAAAACUUUCUCGCGCAAAGAACAUCUCGACAAUCAUGUCCGCAGUCACACAGGAGAAACGCCUUAUAGAUGCGAGUUCUGCGCAAAGACAUUCACCCGUAAGGAGCAUAUGGUUAACCACGUGCGGAAACACACGGGCGAGACUCCGCACCGCUGCGAGAUCUGCAAGAAGAGCUUCACGAGGAAGGAGCACUUCAUGAACCACGUCAUGUGGCACACAGGUGAAACGCCGCACCAUUGUCAAAUUUGCGGCAAGAAGUAUACUAGGAAGGAGCAUUUAAUGAACCAUAUGAGGUCACACACAAACGAUACUCCGUUCCGAUGCGAACUUUGCGGCAAGUCCUUCACGAGAAAGGAACACUUCACCAAUCACAUUAUGUGGCAUACGGGCGAGACGCCGCACCGAUGCGACUUCUGUUCCAAAACCUUCACUCGCAAGGAGCACCUCUUGAACCACGUGAGACAACAUACGGGCGAGUCUCCGCACCGCUGCAACUUCUGUUCGAAAUCCUUCACGCGCCGCGAACAUCUCGUGAACCACGUGAGACAACACACGGGGGAGACCCCCUUCCAAUGUGGAUAUUGUCCAAAAGCCUUCACCAGAAAAGACCAUCUCGUGAAUCACGUCCGGCAACACACGGGCGAGUCUCCGCACAAGUGUUCAUUUUGCACCAAAUCGUUCACCCGCAAGGAGCACCUCACGAACCACGUCCGCCAACAUACCGGGGAAUCCCCGCACCGGUGUACUUUCUGCUCCAAAUCCUUUACCAGAAAAGAACAUUUAACCAAUCAUGUCAGACAGCACACUGGCGAAACCCCACACAAGUGCACGUUCUGCCCGCGCGCGUUCUCUCGUAAGGAGCACCUCAACAACCACGUGCGGCAGCACACGGGCGACAUGCCGCACUCCUGCUCCUACUGCAACAAGAGCUUCACCAGGAAGGAGCAUCUCGUCAACCAUAUCAGACAACACACAGGCGAGACGCCGUUCAAGUGCACGUAUUGCACCAAGUCGUUCUCACGUAAGGAGCACCUCACCAACCACGUGCAUCUCCACACGGGGGAGACGCCGCACAAGUGUCCUUUCUGCACCAAGACCUUCUCCAGGAAGGAGCAUCUGACAAAUCAUGUCAGGAUCCACACGGGCGAGUCCCCGCACCGCUGCGAGUUCUGCCAGAAGCGGUUCACACGCAAGGAGCACCUCACGAACCACAUGAAGCAGCACACGGGCGACACGCCGCACACCUGCAAGGUUUGCUCCAAGACGUUCACUCGGAAGGAACAUCUGGGAACGCACAUGAGGUCGCACUGCUGCGGCGAACGGCCGUUCAGUUGCGGUGAGUGCGGCAAGUCGUUCCCGCUGAAAGGAAACCUGCUGUUCCACGAGCGCUCCCACAAUAAGAAUAACAGCGGAGGCUCCAGACCUUUCCGCUGCGAUGUUUGUUCUAAGGACUUCCUAUGUAAAGGACACCUGGUGGCGCACCGGCGCACGCACGACGCGGGCCAGGGCUCCCCGGCCGAGGCCGACGACUGCGACAAACAGGAGCCGCAGGACAGGAAGCACGACAUCAUGGCAACUACUGAGAACAGACCGGCAGAGACGAAUGUCGUUCAAAACACCCAGACUAAUUCAAAUGUAAUGCAAAUAACCACUCAGCAACAAGUCCGGUCGGUGCCGACGAGCGCGGGCGAAGUACAAGCCAGCAGCUUCAGUCACCAGCCCAGCUCGCACACCGCCACUCUCCACCAUCCCGUCACCGUCAACUACUAGCAUACCCUCCCUGCAGGGGGGGGCAACCCCGCCCGGCAACAGUUGCGGCUCCAGACACAAGAACACUCAUUCACACUAGUGCGAGAGAUCGACAUCUGCCAAGCGCUGUUAUAAGCUCACAGUGUAGUGCGAUUUGUGAUUUCGGAAUAUUUACUACAAGCGUAACAGGCAAAUUCGAAUGUAUAGUGCUGGCUUUUACAUUUGUGAUAUUUACUAUAACUUUAUAUGAUCAUUCGUUUUCUUGUUAUGUUUGUAGUUGUGUCGUGACAGUGACUAACAAAUAUACUAUAUAUAAUAAUAUAUAUACACCACAAAUUAAAGACUAUGUACACUAUUAUGGAUUGUGAUUACAGAAUAUGAAAUGCAGUGAAAGGACACCAUAAAUGUUUAAAACUAAGUUGGCCAGUAUAUAAAAGUACUAUACUUAUGAUCUUUAUUGAUCUCUAAUGCUUAUCUGAAUAUUUUUAUGCUACUAUCUUCUUUAAAAAAAUACUUUUUAAUUUUAUCAUCAGCAACACUAAAUCUAUAAAUUACGUCAGAAAAUGUGUCCUACUUCAAUUGUAAUUCUUUUAAAAAUAGUGUAAAUUAUGUAAAUAACGUAUAAAUAGCUUAUGUAUAUAUACUAAGUGAAGACUCGAAAGUGUAUUUUUAACUUUUUGUCAGUCUUACAGUUUGGUGGAAUAAUUUUAAGUAUAUAUUUUAACAUUAUAUAUCUGCAAUACGCUUAUUUUUUAUUGCCACAAAUAUCUAUAUUAGAACAUGUUUGAUUUACAUGAAAAUGGUUUGUAUAGUGGUUACCAGAUAUUUUUAUUACGACAAUAAAUUAAUCAUUUAAAUCCAUGUUUCAUAGGAAUGGUUAAGCGUUUUUCAUUUAAUUUUUAUGUUUUAUAUUUUUAAAUUGUCAGAAAUCUGAGAUGAGUAACAGGUGAAAUUUACAUUCCUCAAUAAUAUCAUACAUAAAGCAGUGAGCGUUAAGAUGGCGGAACCAAGUCUCCAAUUCAGAAUAUAUUCUGUAAUGUGCUAUAGCACAUCAAGGUAUUUGUACUAUAAAUGUACUAUUUGUACCCUUAACCAGACAUUUGUACCUCUAAAGGUAAUAAAAGUACAUGAAGCAGGGACCUCCCCUGGUCAAACACAAAUCGUCAAAAUGGCGGGACCAAUGUUUUAAUCACGUAACUUCAAUUUGGUACCUACAAUUGUAUUGCAAUGGGAGUACAUACCAGGAUAUACGUAGUACUAAGUUUUCGGAUAUAAAUAACCUGCCUCUGACUAGCGCUUCCAGAAAAUCCCGCCAAAUUGACGUGAAAGUGGCGGGACCAGGGACUUCUUCAUGUACUUUUAUUACCUUUAGAGGUACAAAUGUCCGGUUAAGGGUACAAAUAGUACGUUUAUAGUACCUUGACGUGCUAUAUUUCUGAAUUGGAGACUUGGUCCCGCCAUCUUAACGCUCACCAUAAAGCAAUAAUUAUCGUAGUGAAGGGUUUGUAGUAGAUAUAUAUCUACUACAAACCCUUCACUUAAACAUUUUAAAGUUCCUUGGUAUUAUUUUUUACUAGUGUACUGUUCUAUUGUUCAACUUUGAUAAUAUAUUUGGGAUAAAUUUUAAUAUAUUUUUGUCAAAAUGGGGACCACUGAAGAGAUUACUAACGAAUAUAAAUUCUCUUGAAAUAUUCCCUUUAUUGACAUCAUGGGAUCGUAAAAUACGGUAGCACAGUCCAGCUUUAGAUAAUUACUAUUCUUUGCCAUGUAUUGUACAGUACAAGUGUGAUAAAACGUUUUUGUAAGAAAUGUAUAGAAGUAAUACAUUGUGGUAGGGGUAAUGCUAGCUUAGCGCGGACCACCAAAUGCAUGGAGUGGUGUUAUAAUCACUUCCGCAAAUAUAACAGCUUGUAAUCAGAUAGAUACAGCUUGUUUUUACUUGUACAUAGAUAGUGGUAAUGUAAUAGUUAACAAGUAGAGCUAAGAAUAAAAUUAUCAUUUAUGUUAAAAAUGGCUGGAUUGUGGAUGUUAUUGUAAUGGGGUUAUACGAUUCUGAAUCGUCUGGUUAAUAGUUAGAAGGUGCAAAGAUUAUGGAAGAAAUCAUGGAGAUAAUAAUAUCAUAUAGCCAUUUCGAUACAUUUAUCUUCAAGGGUGCCACUCUAAUUUAUAUUUUAUAGUAAAUCAUUAGAUACAAUAGUAUGUACCUACUAAAAUAAUUUAUGUUCAGUAAUUUGAUAUGAAUGAGAUUAAAAAUGGUAAAAAAGA
Messenger RNA from Plodia interpunctella (Indianmeal moth), 5889 nucleotides. Its product is annotated as zinc finger protein 271-like. The record is from RefSeq and is a predicted model, not a curated record. Gene Ontology annotation, molecular function: DNA-binding transcription factor activity, RNA polymerase II-specific; RNA polymerase II cis-regulatory region sequence-specific DNA binding. Lineage: Eukaryota; Metazoa; Arthropoda; Insecta; Lepidoptera; Pyralidae. Gene Ontology annotation, biological process: regulation of transcription by RNA polymerase II. Bases 361 to 3645 code for a protein of 1094 amino acids. The transcript has 22 exons.